GAAGCGGUAAAGUCAGAACAGCAACGGGUCAUACAAAAGCUCCGAUCAGGCAGCGGCGCCUGCUGCUAAGCCUGCCAGGGGCAAGGCAACGAACCAACCAGAGGGGUACCCUGAGGGGUAAUGUAAAUCCACCCCCUUGGCUGUUGGUUGUCCUGGUGAAGCCCCCCUGCUACCGCCGUGGGUGCCACGACUGACCAAGAGCAACCCAAGCGAACCGAAUCGGGUCGAAGCAAAGCGCAGAGCCAGGAGGCCAGGAGUUGGGGGUUGCCUGGCAACCUUAUUCAAUGAAUUGUGCUGGCCUGGCCCAAACAAAGGCGUCGCAAGAGGAAGCAGCAACGGCAGCAGCUGGCGAGGGAAAACCACAACAAAUGACACUGAGGAGGACAAUGCAAAUUGAAUCGAAGGCAGCAGCAGCAGCAGCAGCAGCAGCACAGGUCAAGUCGUGGUCAGCGUCACGCGUUGCCAGCAUAUAGCACCAGGAAUGUCCUUCAAGGAUGUGCGCGAUCUCGGGGAGCAGCUGAAGCUGCUGGGCUUUCCGCGUGUCUUUCCGCUGCAAUCGCUGGCCAAUCAGCAUGGCAGCCUCGCCAGCUUCCACAUCGUCUCGGAGCUGCUGCAGUGGCUGGCUGGGCUCAUGGAGCCCGGCACGGUGCUCUCCGGCGGCGUGGAGACGGAGGAGCAGCGUGUGCUGCUCGUGCGCUCUGCCACGGAGUUCUUUGUGACGAAAUCGGCCAUCAGGCUGAAUCCCCGCAAGUUGUACGCCGCCGCCGCAGUCACCGCCAGCGAGCUGCAGAAGAUUACGCGACUGCUGAUUGCACCCAGCCAGACGGAGGCGGAGCGCGAGGAGGAGGAGCGCGACCCGUACCGCAGCCUCAACCAGGUGGACAUUGGCGACAAGAUGGAGGAGCUGCGACGCGCCCGCGAGCUCUCCGCGGAUCUCACGCAGCGCGGCGCCGCCCUCUACGAGCUGCUGUCCAAGGAGCUGCUGCAGAAGGAGUCGCGCCAGACGCAGGCCCAGCGGCCCAUGGAGCUGCUCGGCGUGGAGCGCACCCUCAAGAAUGCCAUCCAGGCCAGCCAGCUGAAGCUGCAGUCCAGCCGGGCCCAGCUGGAGGCUGGCCGCGUCGAGCUGAACGCCCUCAGCUCCAAGUUGCAGCGGAAGCGGGCCGAGCUGGAGCGGACCAAGCAGCGGCUGGAGGCGCUCCAGAAGAUCCGACCCGCCCACAUGGCCGAGUUCGAGGAGUGCGAGAAGGAGCUGCAGGCGCUCUUUCAGCGCUACUUUCUCCGCCUGCAUGUCCGCGACGCCCUGCGCUCCCACCUGGAGGCGCGCACCAAGCGGGCCACGCCCAUUGCCUCGCCCAUCCUGCAGAAGCCAGCGGAGAAUUCGAUGCCCUUCAUACCGGAGGGACUCAUCGAGGACGAUGACGACGACGAUGACGAGGACGACGAUCUCGAUGGCGAUGAUGAUGAGGAUGUGGGCGGGGGCGGGGGCGGGAGCGGGGUCGGGGUUGGCGCCGGUGUGGAGAUGGUCGUCAAUGGCAGAAGCUUAUUUGGGCUGGACGCCGAGAUACCCGACAUACGCGACGAGGAUCAGCUGCUGCGGCAGGAGAAGCGACCCGGAACGGCCACCUCACGCCUCAGACCCACCACGGGACGCAGUCGCAAGGGCACAGGAACGGGCGCCAGAGCUGGCACAGGAGCGGGAGCAGGAGCAGGAGCAGGAGCAGCGCCAUCCAGGGCCGCACACAACGGACGCAGUGUGCCCGGGAAUAGCAUGCUCAACUCGCGGGAGGACGACAGCAGCUUCGGCAGCUCCGACAGCGAGCUGGAUGUGGGCGAGAUCAUGGGCAUGAGUGGCAUGGGCGCUGCCACAGGCGCCGCCAUGGGCGCUGCCGACGAUGAUUUUGAUCUGAACUCGAUCGAUGACAUCAGCAUCUCGAAGCUGACGGGCGAACUGCCGCUGCGUCCGAAGACGGCCAACAAGGCGGAGCAUCACAGCGAUGAGGAUUUCUAGAGACCAUUAAGCCAUUAAGCGCGGGUGCUAUUUUUCUACCAUUUGUAUAGGGAUUAUGCCUGCCUGUGUAUA
Drosophila guanche is the source of this 2080-nucleotide messenger RNA. RefSeq names its product clusterin-associated protein 1 (gene Cluap1). Gene Ontology annotation, cellular component: cilium; centrosome; intraciliary transport particle B. NCBI's taxonomy places the organism in Eukaryota, Metazoa, Arthropoda, Insecta, Diptera, Drosophilidae. Gene Ontology annotation, biological process: cilium assembly. The transcript is spliced from 3 exons. The record is from RefSeq and is a predicted model, not a curated record. The coding region runs from base 482 to 2008 and encodes 508 amino acids.